GGUUGAUUCCAAAGCGUUCGCUUUGGUCUGAAAGAAAGUUGUGGUUCUUGUCGUUUUCUUGUUGGACUGAUGUGGCAUCUGGACUGGUUAAAUUCGAGCGUGAGUUCAGCGUUUCUGGUGUGUGGAAGAACGGCCGCUGCUGUCGCUGACGCUGUGGAUUUUUCUCUUCGAGGGAUAUGACUCGCCAUUUGGCAACGUAUUUCGCACUCUUGGGGUGAGGUACGGAAAGAGCGUCAAGCUGUCACGGCAGGAGUCUCUGGUGCGAGUUUUGAUCUAUCGUCAUCCUAAGGUGUUGAUAGUGUGCGACAACAUCAACUAUGGACUCCCGAAAAUCAGUAGAAGAUCAGUUUUCCAAGUUGCAUCCGUGCUUGCCAAUGGAUACCAGAAUCGGGAUAAUUGGAGGGGGUCCAAGUGGAAUAUCAGCUGCCUAUGCACUAGCGAGGCUCGGUUAUAGAGACAUCACUGUUAUAGAGAAGCACAAUUCUGUCGGAGGCAUGUGUGAAUCAGUAGAAAUUGAAGAAAAGGUUUAUGAUUUGGGUGGUCAAGUUCUUGCGGCUAACAGCGCACCAGUCAUUUUUCACUUGGCAAAGGAAUCUGGGACUGAAUUAGAGGAAAUGGACCUCCACAAACUAGCACUCAUUGACAGUUUUACUGGGGACUAUCAUGAUAUUAAUGUUGCGGAAGAUUAUAUGUCUCUAGUCUCGCUCACCUUAGAAAUCCAGGAUAAGGCAAAGGAUUCGAAUCGUAUAGGCAUCCAUGCAGUGAGUGACAUUGCAUCAGACUUAACCCCAGCAUAUCUGGAAGCUCAUGGAAUCAAAAGUGUUCCCAAGUCUGUCCAAUAUGGAUACACCGCAUCAGGGUAUGGAUUUGUCCAAGACAUGCCUUAUGCUUACCUUCAUGAGUUCACUCGCACUAGCAUGGCUGGAAAAAUCCGACGUAUGAAAGGUGGAUAUAUGAGCCUUUGGAAGAAAAUCAGCCAGUCUCUUCUGAUAAAAGUGUGCUGUAAUACUGUAGUACAAGCAGUCAGACGCAACAGCUCAGGUGUUAAUGUUGAUAUCACCAAUUCUAGAGGAGAAACUGAGCAUAAGGAAUUUGAUAAGAUAAUCAUCUCAGGUGCAUUCCCCUUCAAGAAUUCGAGAACGUACAGAUCACCUCCGUCUUCUGCAGAAGCUGAGAUCGGAUUGUUGGAUGUGAGCGACCUUGAAAGGGAGCUUUUCAGCAAAGUGCAAACAAUAGAUUAUUACACCACUGUCUUGAAGAUUAAGGGGCUUGAACGCAUCCCUGUUGGCUUUUAUUAUUUGGGCGAAUACAUGGACGACCCUUCAACAAUCGGACAUCCGGUUGCAAUGCAAAGAUUUUAUGCUGACACCAAUAUCUUCUUGUUCUGGUCCUACGGCGACUCUGUGAAUAUUAGGGGAUCUAACGUCAUUGAUCUCGCAAUUGAAGUAGUUAAAAGAAUGGGUGGACAAGUUGAGAAGGUCGUUCUGCAGAGGCGUUUCAAGUACUUUCCUCAUGUAGGCAGCGAAGAUAUGAAGGACGGAUUUUAUGAGAGAGUAGAAUCUGAACUUCAGGGUCACCGAAACACAUAUUACGUAGGAGGUCUUUUCGCUUUCGAGCUUACAGAAAGAAAUUCAUCUUAUGCCAUGGCUCUAAUCUGCAAGCACUUUGCCAGUGCAAAUUCCCUCCCAACAUUUCCUUAUGUGAAGAGUUUGUUCACGUUGCAACUGGACCAAGAAGCGACCAGACUUAAAACAUUGAGUGAAGCAUGUGGAGUCGAUUUCCCCAACCUCCCCACACUUGAUAGCUAUUUAAAGCACUGGGCUGCUCAAGAAAUUACUCAAAACAAGUCUCUCUAUACUUGGAUCAAUGAAGAAGGGGCAGUGGUGUGCCAGAGGACAUAUGGAGAGCUUGACUCCAAUGCUUCUUGUAUUGCUCAUAAGCUCUUGACAAGCCGGAAACCUACUAUCAAGCCAGGUGACAGGGUUUUACUUGUCCAUGUUCCAGGUCUGGACUUCGUUGAUGCUUUUUUUGGUUGUUUAAGAGCCAGCGUCAUACCCGUUCCAGUACUUCCACCUGAUCCAUUGCAAAGAGGUGGACAGGCUCUUAUGAAGAUUGAGAACAUUGCUAAGUCGUGCAAUGCAGUGGCCAUUCUGUCAACCGUUGGCUAUCAUGCUGCAGUUAGGGCAGGGUCAGUAAAGAAUCUGAUCUCUUUCACCACAAAAACUGCGAAAAGCACAGCUCAGUGGCCUAAUCUUCCAUGGCUGCACACAGAUUCUUGGAUCAAAAGCUCUAAGGUCUUGCCUGCUCUAAACGUUGCCAUUCAAUCAGAAUCUCACCCGGAUGAUCUGUGCUUUUUGCAAUUUACAUCGGGUUCAACUGGUGAUGCUAAGGGUGUUAUGAUAACACAUGGUGGACUCAUUCAUAACGUCAAAUUGAUGCGGAGGAGAUACCAAAGCACUUCAAACACUGUGCUGGUAAGUUGGCUUCCUCAGUAUCAUGACAUGGGUUUGAUUGGAGGACUUUUUACAGCAAUGGUUUGUGGCGGAUCAGCAAUCCUUUUUUCUCCAUUGACGUUUAUCAAGAAUCCGCUCCUGUGGCUUCAAACGAUCAGUGAUUACAAGGGCACACACAGUGCAGGACCCAAUUUUGCCUUUGAGCUAGUAAUUCGAAGAUUAGAAGCAGACAAGGCCAAGGUGCUCGAUUAUGAUCUCUCUUCCAUGAUUUUUUUCAUGGUAGCUGCUGAACCAGUGAGGCAGAAAACGCUCAAAAGAUUUAUUGAGCUCACUCGUCCCUUUGGCCUUUCUCAGGAGGUGAUGGCUCCAGGCUACGGCUUGGCAGAAAAUUGUGUCUUUGUCAGCUGUGCAUAUGGCAAAAAGAAGCCUAUCUUGGUAGAUUGGCAGGGAAGAAUUUGCUGUGGAUACGUGGAUCCCGAUGAUGUAGAUGUUGAUAUAAGAAUUGUUGAUGCAGAUUUAGAGGUUGAUGAAGAUGGGAAGGAAGGAGAGAUAUGGAUUAGUAGUCCGAGUGCUGGAAUUGGGUACUGGGGCAAGGAAGAACUUAGCCAGAAAACUUUCAGAAACAAGCUUCAGAAGUACCCUGGAAGAAAGUACACAAGAACUGGAGACUUGGGACGGGUAAUCCAGGGUAACUUGUUCAUCACAGGAAGAAUCAAGGAUCUCAUUAUUGUAGCUGGGAGAAACAUUUACUCGGCAGAUGUUGAGAAGACGGUUGAGAGCUCAUCUGAGCUUCUACGCCCUGGUUGCUGUGCCGUCAUCGGUGUUCCUGAAGAUGUCCUAUCAGCAAAAGGCAUUUCACUUUCGGAUGCUUCUGACCAGGUUGGCUUGGUUGUGAUUGCAGAGUUAAAAGACGGUAAACCUGUCGAGAAGGACAUCAUAAAGCAAAUUGAAUCCCGUGUGGUGGAAGAACAUGGGGUAACUGUCGCCUCUGUCAAGUUGAUUAGGCCUAGAACCAUAAGCAAGACAACCUCAGGGAAGAUCAAGAGGUUCGAAUGCCUCAAGCAGUUUAUUGAUGGAACUCUCAACAUAGUUCCAGAUCCAAUUGUGACAAAGAGAUCACUGACCAGAUCUUUUACCACUGGGACGUGUAGGGAGGGAAACACUCCUCGAUCUCACCUUGCUAAAAGUUCUCUACCACCAAGCCCAAAAUUAAGCAGUAGAGAUAUUGUGGAGUUUCUGAAGCAGCUAGUCAGUGAACAGACAGGAAUCGCAAUCAAGAACAUUUCAGCCACGGAAAGCCUUGUGUCCUAUGGCAUUGAUUCGAUAGGCGUGGUCAGAGCUGCUCAAAAGCUUUCGGAUUUUCUUGGAGUCCCAGUUGGAGCCGUAGACAUAUUCACUGCAACCUGCAUAGCAGACUUGGCAAACUUUGCCGAGAAUUUGUUAAGGAAGUCUCAACCCCAUCUAGUCACCACCCAAUCCAACCAUCCAGAGCCAGAAAUCCUCACUGCUGACUUCUCUAAGGAAAUUUCCAGACUUCACCGCUGGCGUAUCUGGUCCUACCAACUUCUUGCUCUUCUCUAUGUCUCUUUCAUUCUGGUUUUCCCUGCUUAUUUAUCAGUUUCCACUUUUCAAAAUUUGGUUUCGGCCAGCCAAACAAUGAUUCAUGGACUUCCCUGGUUGCAUCAUACAAGUGUCGUGCUUCUUGCACCUCUUUCCUGGAUCCUCUGUAUUGCCUUGACCAGCAUAUCCAUUGCCUUGUUCGGUAAUUCUUUCCUACGCAUAAAUUACGCCUUGACUCCUGAAGUAUCUGUCUGGUCUGUGGAUUUUGUCAAGUGGUGGGCACUUUACAAGGCUCAGGAGGUUUCCUCCAAAGUCCUCGCGGUGCAUCUCAGAGGAACGGUGUUCCUUAAACACUGGUUUGAGAUGCUUGGAGCAAGGAUCGGAUCGUCAGUUUUACUAGACACAGUUGACAUAACAGACCCUUCUCUGGUUUCAAUCGGAGAUGGAGCAGUGAUUGCAGAAGGUGCUUUGCUUCAAAGUCACGAAGUGCGGAACAGUGUCUUGAGAUUCCAGCCAAUAAGGAUUGGCAGGAAUUGCUCAGUUGGCCCUUAUGCUGUUGUCCAGAAAGGAAGUGUUUUAGGAGAAGGAGCUGAAGUACCGGCCUUGCAGAAAAGUGAAGGUGGGAAGUCUGCCCUUAAGAUGGCCGAGGCAGAAAACAUACUGAAGGUUUCCCCUGGAACUCUGAAAGAGACCAUACAACAGUUCAUGGGCAUCUACAUGGUUGGUUUCCUCAGCUCGUUGUCCGCCGCUGCCGUUUACUUGCUCUACAUGAGGCUAUCUCAGAAAGUUCCUUCCCUUGAACAGUUGGCUUUUCUUUGCAUUUCGGGAGCCUUACACUGGGUUCCGUUCACUAUCAUGGCAUACGCCACCAUGUUUACGAACGCCCCGCCUAAUCCAUUCGAGUUUGCCAUUUCUUUGGCAAUCGCAUACUUUGCUCACGGCCUGGUCCUUAGUUUAUUGACAUCCAUCUUUACCCAUUUGCUUGCUGGUAAAGACAAGAAGCAGACUCAAAUCAAAACCUGGUUUGGCCACCGACUUGCCAUUGCUUGCCACCUCCGUUUUGCAAAGCUUCUUUCUGGAACAGAAGCCUUCUGCGUGUACUUGCGCUUGUUAGGUGUAAAAGUAGGCAGGUAUUGUUCCAUCAGAUCCAUCAACCCAAUUGCGGAUCCAAGGAUGGUCUCAAUAGGUGCCGGUGUCCAUUUAGGUGAUUUUAGCAAGAUCAUCACAGGUUUCUAUUCCCGGAGUGGAUACAUCCAGAGUAAUGUUGAUGUAAAAGAUAAUUCAGUUACUGGGAGCCAAAGCCUUAUACUUCCCGGCUCUGUAGUCGAAAAGGAUGUUAUUCUCGGGGCAAUUUCAGUUGCUCCAGUGAAUUCAGUUCUCCAAAGCGGUGGUGUUUACAUGGGGUCUCAAAAUCCAGUUAUGGUAAAAAACACAAUACACGCUUUGGAUGACAGGAUAGAGGAGAUGGAUCAGAGAUACAAAAAGAUAGUUGGCAAUUUGGCUGCAAACUUGGCAGCGACGACUCUGAAGGUGAAAUCGAGAUACUUCCAUCGUAUUGGUGUUAGCGGGAAGGGAUACUUGAAACUCUACGAUGACAUUCAAGGAUUGCCAGAGCACAAUAUAUUUGGCCCUGGAAAGAAGUAUACAGUCAUUGUCCGCCACAGCAAUAGCUUGAGUGCUGAUGAUGAUGCAAGGUUAGAUGCGCGAGGAGCGGCACUAAGGAUACUCUCGGAUGAAAAGGGGGAUGAUUCUCCACUUCUCGACUUGACAUUGAAGACAGGGAAGGCAUUCUAUGCCCGCACAAUCUCCGAUUUCGCAACCUGGCUGGUGUGCGGGCUUGCCGCAAGGGAGGAGCACGUUAAGCGGGCGCCGCACGUGCGGGAUGCAGUGUGGACCUCCCUCCGUCAAGCUGACUCCUAUGUGGAUAUGCAUUACUACUCGAACAUCUGUAGGCUCUUCCGCUUUAAGGAUGGACAAGAAAUGUAUGUGAAGUUCAAGUUGAGGCCCUCUGAUGACAACGUUGGGGAAGAUGCUGGUAAGGUGGAGCCCUUGGGGAUCCUUCCGCCUGAAACUGGUGCGAUACCGAGAGAUGCUAAUGACACCCGCCCAUUACUUUUCCUAGCUGAAGAUUUCCAGAACCGUGUGAACUCUCCGAAUGGGGUCCGUUACAUAUUCCAGCUUCAAGUCAGGCCAAUUCCACAAGACGAAGCUGCAUGCGACAUUGCUCUCGAUUGCACGAAACCUUGGGACGAAUCGGAGUUUCCCUACAUUGAUGUUGGGGAGGUCAUUAUCAAUGAAAAUCUGACAAAAGAAGGCUCAGAAAGGCUAGAAUUUAAUCCAUUCCUCCGAUGCCACGAGGUGGAUGUAAUCCGGGCGACUUCAAGCAGUCAGAGCGCAUCGAUCGAUCACGGGCGUUCACUAAUCUAUGAGAUCUGCCAGCACCUGAGGAAUGGAGAUCCUCUUCCCGAGGCAUGGAGGGUCUUCCUGGAGCAGUCGGACGUGAAGGUCAACCUCUCCGGGUGUCCAAUGGCCGCUUCACUCGAGAGAAAAGACGCCGAGAAAGUGACCCUUUCGAGGCCCUGGUACUUAACCACUUGGGCUGUUUUCGCUCAGCCGCUGCUGCAAACAAUACUGCCCUACUUUCUCCUCGGACUAAUCAUCUACUUCCCCCUGAACUUGCUCCUCCACUGCAAGAACACCAGGAAUAUGCCCGUCCACUGGACGUUCCCCUUCUUCUGGGUGUCAACCGGGAUUUUAGCCGCAUUGGCCUGCGUGGCGGCGAAGUACAUCCUGGUGGGAAAGAAGAGAGAGGACGAAACGGUGCAUAUAUGGAGCAGAGGGGUGUUCAUGGAUACCAUAUGGCAGGCCAUCAGGACCGUGGUCGGGGACUACUUCGUGGAGAUGACGACCGGGUCGGCGUUGUUCCUGAUGUGGAUGAAGCUGAUGGGGUCGCACAUCGAGCUGGACAACGGGACUUACGUGGACUCCAUGGGAGCGGUGCUGAACCCCGAGAUGGUGGAGGUCGAGGGAGGCGGGAGCGUGGAGAGGGAGGCUCUGCUGUUCGGGCACGUGUACGACGGGGAAGGCGGGGCGGUGAAGUUCGGCAAGAUCGUGGUCGGGGAGGGCGGGUUCGUCGGGAGCAGGGCGGUGGCCAUGCCUGGAGUGGCGGUGGAGAGCGGAGGGAGCUUGAGCGCACUCUCGCUCGCCAUGAAGGGAGAGGUCAUCAGAUCAAGAUGAUGAUGAUGAUGAUGAAUCAAAGAGGAUUUUGCCCGUUGUUACCAUAUAAAAAGAGACACAAAAGUAGUUCGGAUACAUAGAAAGCGGACAGUCCCUGAACGCUGUCCCACAGCAGUCUCGUGUAAUAAUAAUCUCUGGCGAUCUUCGCCGAAUAAACACGAGAACAUAAGAACAUGCUAAUCAUGGUAUUAACAUAA
Syzygium oleosum is the source of this 7447-nucleotide messenger RNA. RefSeq lists its product as uncharacterized. Lineage: Eukaryota; Viridiplantae; Streptophyta; Magnoliopsida; Myrtales; Myrtaceae. Gene Ontology annotation, biological process: response to oxidative stress; lipid biosynthetic process. The record is from RefSeq and is a predicted model, not a curated record. Gene Ontology annotation, molecular function: catalase activity; phosphopantetheine binding; heme binding. The coding region runs from base 318 to 7250 and encodes 2310 amino acids. The transcript has 9 exons.